This is a messenger RNA of Knipowitschia caucasica, 1197 nucleotides long. Lineage: Eukaryota; Metazoa; Chordata; Actinopteri; Gobiiformes; Gobiidae. The record is from the annotation of a GenBank genome assembly.
AUGCGUGUCUCUGCAGCUCCAUCCCUCGGUCCCGUGCUCUGCCUCCUGCUGCUGCUGUGGCAGCCCGGGUGCUGGUCUCGACAGCAGUGGGUCCUCCAGCGCAUCCCUGUGGUCCUCCCGCAACAGACUGAGCCCAGUCCCUCCCCUCACUUCCUGUCCCAAGCCCGAUUGAACGUCAGCUCCUCUUGUGACCCGGACUGCCACAGGAAAGCCCCCAAACCGACUUACUGGGACCUCCGAGACAUUUUAUCCUAUGAGACGCUUCACUCAAACGGGAGUCUGACCACGACUUCUGUUGGGAUUUAUGGCUACGCUCCAAAUCCUGAUACAUCUGUGGUCUACAAGGGCCGGCCUCGUGGGAGGAGGGAGGCGCGUGUUAGAAGGAAAAGACAGAUUUUCGGACAUGAUGCAAGGUUCUGUAUAGCAGGCCAGAAUUAUUUGCUCAAAUUUCCCUUUUCUGUGGCGGUCAAGCUCUCCACAGGCUGCUCUGGGACUCUGGUGGGGGACCGGCAUGUGCUCACCGCUGCACACUGCGUCCAUGAUGGAAAGAACUAUGUGAAAGGAGCUCAAAGACUCCGCGUUGGCUUCUUAAAACCCAAAUAUCGUGACACGCACUCACCAAAUCUCUUUUUAAACUUGACCAACCAUGUCGAAAGAGCCGCCUCACCUCACGCCCCGCCAGCUAAUGACAAAAUGAAGUUUCAGUGGAUUCGAGCCAGGCGCACUCACGUCCCCAAAGGUUGGAUUAAAGCCAACGCUAAUGACAUCGGCAUGGACUAUGACUACGCUCUUCUUGAACUGAAAAAAGCUCACAAACGGCGUCACAUGAAGUUAGGAGUGAGCCCCCCUGCACAGAGACUUCCUGGAAGGAGAGUGCAUUUCUCUGGAUUUGACAACGACCGUCCGGGGCGACUGGUGUACCGCUUCUGCCCUGCCGGAGAGGAGACGCCUGACUUGUUGUACCAGCACUGUGAUGCCCAGCCUGGAGCCAGCGGGUCUGGGGUCUAUGCACGCAUGUGGGACCCCCGCCACCGUGGAUGGGAGCGCAAAAUCAUAGGUGUUUUCUCAGGGCAUCAGUGGGUGGAGAAACAAGGGGCUUCCAAGGAUUACAACGUGGCGGUCAGAAUCACGCCACUAAAAUACGCACAGAUCUGUUACUGGAUCAAGGGGAACUUUGUAGACUGUAGGGAAGGAUGA